This is a messenger RNA of Aspergillus niger, 2118 nucleotides long. RefSeq lists its product as uncharacterized. The record is from RefSeq and is a predicted model, not a curated record. Bases 1 to 2118 code for a protein of 705 amino acids. The transcript has a single exon. NCBI's taxonomy places the organism in Eukaryota, Fungi, Ascomycota, Eurotiomycetes, Eurotiales, Aspergillaceae.
AUGGCCGAAGAACCUCAGGUCAUGUCAAUCCAGCAACGGAUUGCGGCACUUAAACAAGCGCAAGUUGGUCAAAGCUCAGGAACCGAUACCAGCGAGCCUGCCCAUGUCCAGCCCACUCUUAUGCCCAUCCGUCCGGCUGCUCCCCCGCGACCCAAGACCUUCACCACCAACAACACCAACGACAGUUAUAACACCCAUGCUGCUGGCAGCAAUGGCUCCGUCUACAAUCGUUCGUCCGCUUCAAACGACGCGGUCCCUCCUAGACCUGUCCCUCGUCCCGCUACUGCACCAGCACCGCCCCCGGUAAAACACAAAACGCCCCCUCCUUUGCCUGCUCGCAAGCCCUCCGAUCAACAGCGCCCAGCACUACCACCGCGCAGACCGACUCAACCCUCUCAUAAAGGCUCCUUAGAGUCCAUGGCCUCAGAUAUAUCUAGAUCGACCACUACAAGUACCGGAAGGACAUCGGCUAGCUCCAUUAAUACAGGCCCUGGCCGCUCCCUGCCACCCGCUUGGGGCGAGGCUGAGCUGCCUCCAUUGCCCCCAAAGCGCCAGCCACAACCACCACCGCGACCGACGCCCACGACUAUGAGGAGUAGCAGUAGCAGCAGCAGGCUAUCUCCACCUCGUCCGUCUUUGCCCUUGCGGCGGAAAUCCAGCCAGAGCAACUACUCCAUGGAAAGCAAUGAUUCGCAGGCUUCCCGGCUGCCUCCCCCACUACCGUCUAGAAGCACCAGCGACAGGUCGUCGACAAUCAACGAAGAGGAAGAGAAGAACCCACCACUACCAGCUCGGAGGCUACCCCCACCCCCGCUGUCUAAUGAUACGCUGGGUAAGCUCAAACAAUCCGGCUUUGCGGCGAUCAACAAAUCCUUUGGCAGUGCCAAUGGAGUUGCCAAUGAGCCCAGCUCCAAUGGUGUGCCCCCACCUGUCCCGCUGGCAUCGCGUCCGGAUCUCUCCAAAAUCCAAGCUACGAAGCCUCGUCUGUAUGCGUCCAAUGCGCCCAUGAUUCCCACACCGGUUGCGUGCUUGAAAUGCCGCGACUUCUCUGCCGCCGAUGCCCAUGCAGCUCGAUAUCCACGCACAUCUCUCCCAACACACGACUUGUCCUGGCUGGCAAAUGAGCUCACGGGGCCGUUCCCGUCGCUCACGGACAAAGCUCGGGUCAUUUUUACAUGGCUCCACCACAAUGUCGCGUAUGACACAGAGGCUUUUUAUAAUAAUCGGGUAAAGAAGCAAACUCCGGCCAAUACACUCGCGACGGGUAUGGGUGUGUGUGAAGGGUAUGCUGGGUUAUUCACUGCGCUUGCUACACAUGCAGGUCUGGAGGCGAAGACGGUCCAUGGCCACGGUAAAGGCUAUGGUUAUGUGGCACCUGCUCCCGGCUCUCCAUUACCUCCUGUUCAAGGUGGCCAUGCUUGGAAUGUGGUUAGGAUUGAUAACGGGCAGUGGAAGCUGAUUGACCCCUGCUGGGGCGCUGGGUGCGUCCAUGGCCCGGGGAAACCUUACCAGGCGCAGUUCGACCCGACCAUGUUCACGGACACCAAUGACGAGCUGGGGCUGAAGCACUUUCCGCAAGACCGAACACAGUUCUACCGGGAUGAUGGGCGUCCCGAGAUCAGCUGGGAGGAGUACCUUUUGGGCAAUCCCUCUUCGCCGCUGUGCGUUGAGCAGCCAUUGGUGUUUGGGGAGGCGAAGAAGAACCACAUUGGAGUGCGAUCCUUCCGCCCGGCUGCCAAGCAGAUCUCGGUGCAUCAGGGAGGGCCGGUGCGUUUCCAGUUCAGUCUGAUCUGCGAGCACUGGACGCUGGAGCAUCACACGCGGGCUAAGCCUGGACUGUUUCUGCUGAUUGUGAACGGAGUGGAUGGGCAGAAGGAGGAACGCCUUGUAAUCACCCACGUGCCGGGAUCCAACCCGAACGGCGGGGGAGACGUGUGGUACGUGGACGUGCCGGAUUCCAGGAUGCUGGGGGCGCCGGGCCAGCAAGCGCUGAUAGUGGUGCUGAGCCGGUUCGGGGAUCGAAAGGACGUCCGGGGGUUGACAGCGGAGGAAUACCGGGCGCGAGCCGGUAAGGUGCCGAUGGAGUAUGUCUUCAUUGCACAGUGGGAUCUCGUGUAA